Molecule: messenger RNA, 1732 nt
Organism: Leguminivora glycinivorella
Lineage: Eukaryota; Metazoa; Arthropoda; Insecta; Lepidoptera; Tortricidae
Product: circadian clock-controlled protein daywake-like
Exons: 5
Coding region: 203-799 (198 amino acids)
Source: RefSeq, a predicted model, not a curated record
UAUAUAUAUCAGUUAUAAACGACGCUCUGCAUUGGACAUUGAGCAAGCUUUGAGUUUGGUGCGGGAUUAAAAAAAAAAAUUUAAAAAAUGGGUGCCAUAUUUUACUCCCUUGUGGUUUUGAUGCAAGUGACCGCGUUGCUGUCUACGUCACCUCCAAAGCAAGGCGGCAGACUCCGACUGUCUGAAAUCAGCGGCUCAAGCCAUGACGCCUCUGCUUGCCGCUGGCAUACCCGCUCUCGGCAUAGAGCCACUGGACGCCAUGAGAGUGGACGAAAUCCGCUUAGACUUGGCCGGCCUUCGGCUUAAUAUGACGAAUUCCAGUAUCACGGGACUUAAAACAGCAGUUAUUGAUAAGAUCAAAUUCGACAUGGCCAAAAAGCAGCUAGUGAUCGUGUACCACGCGGACGUGGAGCUCACCGGGCAGUACAAGGCAGCCGGCCGGCUCAUCAUCCUGCCUAUCAGCGGGGACGGAGACGUCAAGAUUGAACUUAAAAAUUACAAUUCAAAGAUUGUGAUACCUUUCACUAUCGUGAAGAACAAGGAGGGCAAGGAUACAAUGCACAUGAAGGAGUACAAGAACGAAUUCGACAUUAAAGAUGGCGCUCACUACUCGUUGACCAAUCUCUUCAAUGGCAACAAGGUUCUGAGUGACAGCAUGCUGAAAUUUAUGAAUGAAAACUGGAAGCUCCUGUCCACGGAAUUCGGAGGAUCCUUGAUGCAGAAACCAAACAAAAAGAUAUUCCAAGUCAUUAGGAAGUAUAUGCAGAACAAACCUUUAGACGAAAUGAUAGAUGUUUAAGUUAUAUACCAAAAACUAAUCAUAAAUAGGUAGAUAUAAUGAAUGGUGCUGUGGUGACGGAUUACGAAUUUUACCACGCCCUUUUCUCCAGUGGGUGUAGUAGAAGUUGACUGUGGGAUAUGGGCACAGUUAAUCUAGCAACCUAUCGCUACAGUAUGACUAACAGUGACAGUGAAACUCGAGCAGUUUCAUUUGUUCUGCCUGCCCGUUUUGGGAUCAGAAUCAUAAGUUUAUGUAUGAGUUAUGAGUGUAUGGACAUAAUGUAUACCGGUGGAACAGAAUAAUGGACGUUUCCCAGUUUUGUUCCACUCAGUAUACAUUUUAUUGUUAUGCGUGGUGGGCCCUGCGCCAUUGUAACAAUUUCUAUUAGAGAGAGACCUAAAGUAGAACUUCUCUUGCCCUUUGGCGUAGAGAAAUAAGUAACUGAGCAGACUCCAUACAUAUCUGUUUUCAUAAUAAUAAAACUACCGUGCGACACUGACAUAUUAAACAUGUAAAAUCGGGUACCUCGCGUAAAACGUCGGCAUCGCGCGUGCUUAAUGAAAUUGCUCCUUGUUACGGACCUAAACAUGUCGAGCGAUCGACAAUGUAAAGUAUUAACUUUUAUAGGACUAUACUACUUCAAUAAAACAUGGUAAAACGACUGUAAAAGUGCUUGUAAAAUUUGUUUAAAAGUUAAUACUUUUUAAACUUUUCUUUGAUAGGUAUUUUUUGUGUAGGGAGCAGUCUCAUGUUUACUUAUUUCUCUCUGUUUUUGGUUAGUUCUGUUUUAUUUAUAAAUAAGUACUUAUAGGACCUCAGUCAUUACUAGUUAUUUUAAGGCAAAUAAUUGUUAUUGACAAUUUUAAUAUAAAGGUAUUUCAACAUAAAUGGGUUUUUGUAAAUAUAGAACGACUAAGAUUAUUCGAAUAAAACAUGACUGUGUUGAAUGAA